AUGCAGCGCCCGCUGUGGCCUGGGGGCCUCCGGGGGCUCUGGCGGCUCCUCUGCUUCCUGCUGCUGAAGAGCCGCCCAGGGAGCGGCCGCGACGUUAGUGAUCACGAUGGUCAGGGCCGAGUGGGAGUGGGGCACCUCUGGACCCUCCAAGGAUACACCCCAGUCUUCCAGCAGUUGCAAGUUGUACUCCAGCAGAUUAUGCCCCAAGGUUUGUUCUGGAAGGAUGACAUGACCCAGGAUGUGAUGACACAGAAGAUGGGGCACAUUGGCACACUCUACCCCCAGGAUCCAUGUGUGAGGAUGGGGCAAGAAGCCUUUCCCACCAAAACCACCGGGGUGAGGAGCAAGCAAGGGGAGAAACUUCGACUCCUAUUCCCCAAGGCCCCAGUGGUCAAGGUGAACAGGGAUCAGUGCUUUACCUCCAAAGUGGUUUCGAAGGUCCUGAAACGAGAGGUGACCAACCCUGUCAAGGGCUUCUUUGAGUCGCCCCCCACUGUGGGCCACAACCUUGUCACAGAUUGA
Molecule: messenger RNA, 522 nt
Organism: Lagenorhynchus albirostris (white-beaked dolphin)
Lineage: Eukaryota; Metazoa; Chordata; Mammalia; Artiodactyla; Delphinidae
Gene: RESP18
Product: regulated endocrine specific protein 18
Cellular component (GO): endoplasmic reticulum
Source: RefSeq, a predicted model, not a curated record